Molecule: messenger RNA, 918 nt
Organism: Parnassius mnemosyne (clouded apollo)
Lineage: Eukaryota; Metazoa; Arthropoda; Insecta; Lepidoptera; Papilionidae
Source: the annotation of a GenBank genome assembly
AUGGAAUUAUUAAAAAGUGUAAAAUACCAGACAAUUCAUCCAAAAAAUGUCAAUGCGGAAACAUCGCCUUCUCACAUCCUGUCGAAGGAACAGCUAAACUUCUACCAGGAGAAUGGCUUUCUGGUAAUCAAUGGGCUAAUUGACUUCGGGUCUUUAUACAAUUUGAAAAAGCGCUUCAUCCAUAUCGCCAAGGGCAUAGUGGACAAAGGUCAAAUGACAGUAGUGAGGGAACCGGCUUUGGUCGAGAAGGGCGCGACAGGAGAAGACGUUAUCAACAAGCUUCAAGACAUCCACUACGACGAUGUGUUCAGUACUUACGUCGAAGAUCCCAGAAUUCUGGAUGUAGUAUCGCAACUGAUCGGUUCGGACAGUAUUGUCGCGACUCAUUCAAUGCUGAUAAAUAAGCCACCUGGAACUGGAAGACAUCCGCCACAUCAGGACUUAUACUACUUCCCAUUCCGACCUGCGGAUAUGAUUGUUGCCGCCUGGACAGCCAUAGACCACGUUAAUAAGGAAAACGGUUGCCUGUACGUUAUUCCCAAGUCCCAUAGGAAGCACGGUCUAGUAGCCCACUCGAUGCCAUCGGAUUCGAACAAGCUGUACCACGGAAUAAUGGAGGAGUCCCUGGCGCCGGAAGCCGAGCGCGUGCAGCUGGCCAUGUCCCCGGGCGACACGGCGCUGUUCCACCCGCUGCUCGUGCACGGCUCCGGCCCCAACGUCUCCACGAACUACCGUAAAGCGAUCACCUGCCAUUACGCGAGCGGACAGUGCCACUACGUGUCGGUGCAAGGAACGGUACAGGAGCCCGUAGCCAAAGAGAUCGAGGCCGAGGCGCGCCGUAGAAAUUUCCACAUCGAUUUCGUGGACACGUGGCGCUACAAGAACAAACUGGUGAGGGGCGUCAAAUCAAAUCUCUAA